UGUAUCUCUGUGAUAUUGGAUCAAAAAGGAUAAAUCUUCAGACCUUAGUCUCAGACAAAAAUAUCAGGGAUUUCUUUACAGCUCUGGUCAGAGAAUGCAUGCUCGAGGGAAACGGAAGAAUAGACUUCCUGGGCUGUUAUGCGGCAGAUCAUGUUGAUGGAGGUUUAAUUGCUAGAGAACUACAGAGUAUUGUGAAACUAGAUGUAGGCAUUUUCAGGACCUUGGUUGGGACUGAUAUUGAGAUAGAUGGAAAGAAACAACCAAUAGGACAAAACUAUUUUAACCUACAGUUACUAAAUAGCAUAGAGGGAGAAUUGCUCAAGGUGAGUAAGGAUAAAGACAAGAAGUUGAAGGAUUAUGAGAAAAUACGAAUGGUCGGGAAAGGAGCUUUUGGAGCUGCUAUUCUUUACAGGAAAAGAGAAGAUGGUCUCAUGGUUAUAAUUAAGGAGAUUAACAUGAUGGAUUUAAAUGCAAAUGAGCGCCAAAUGGCUUUAAAUGAGGUGAAAGUUUUGGCAACCCUAGAUCAUCCCAACAUUGUCAGCUAUCAUGACAGCUUUGAGAAAGAUGGUGUUCUCAUGAUAGAAAUGGAGUACGCUGAUGGCGGAAAUCUUGCUGAACUGCUGGUGAAACGAACCGCAAGGAUGGAAGAACGUGAUAUUCUGGAUAUUUUCAGUCAAAUGGUGUCAGCUAUCAGGCAUAUGCAUGAUAAUAACGUUCUCCACAGAGAUUUGAAAACAGCAAAUAUAUUCUUAACCAAGGAUAAUCUUGUCAAAGUUGGAGAUUUUGGAAUAUCAAAGAUGCUGACAACAAAGCAAGGUGGUGCUCACACUGUUCUAGGGACUCCCUACUAUAUUAGCCCUGAAAUGUGCGAAGGAAAGGUUUACGAUGAGAAAUCAGAUAUUUGGGCCUUGGGUUGUAUUCUUUAUGAGAUGGCUUGCUUGCAGAAAACAUUUGAGGGCUCUAACCUACCAGCAUUAGUGAAUAAGAUCAUGAAAGGACAGUUUGCACCGGUGAGGGGACCCUAUUCUCCUUUAUUUAAACAGUUGGUGCGUGACCUCCUGCAGUGGGAUCCUGAAUUUAUUGUAAUAAUAUUGUAUAAAAAUGGGUUCGAAAGUGAAUACUUGUUUACUAGGUAUUAUGAUGAAAUGGAACUAAUGGAGGAGGAAAUAAUGGCAGGAAGUGGGCAGAAGCCUCGAACUGGAAGACCCUCAAGAUCUGUACUCUACUACAUGAAGGCUUUUGGAUCUUCAUUAAAUCUGACCCCUAUACAGCUGCCACCAAGAUCUUUGAUCCAGCAGGUAUCUGUGAGUGGAACUCAUGUUAUCACACUCACCAUGGAAGGUCUAGUUUUCACCUGGGGAGAGGGAAGGAAGGGUCAACUUGGACAUGGAGAACUAGAAAAUUGGAGAUCUAAACCCCAGUGUGUUGAAGUUCUGAAGGGGAAGUCUAUUACAAGAGUUUGUGCAGGAAAUGGAUUUUCUGUAUUUUCGAGUGACAAUGGAAUAGUAAUGACCUGUGGAGACGGUUCCUUUGGAGCUUUGGGACAUGGAGAUUGGAAUAGUAGUGCGAGACCUAAACUUAUAGAACAGCUUCUCAGUGUUGAUGUGGUGGCAAUCGGCUGUGGUAGUGAGCAUGUUGUGGUUGUGGGGGGACAGGGGGAUGUUUAUUCCUGGGGCCGAGGGGCUGCUGGUAGACUAGGUUUAGCAUCUGAAGAAGAUGUUGCAGCUCCAAAAGCUGUUUCCCUAAACACAGAGGAUAUCUAUAUUACUGAUGUCCGGUGUGGUGGAGAUGGCACCAUGUUUAUAUCCCAUGAUGGUGACCUGUAUGCCUGUGGAAGCAACAAGUACAACAAGUUGGGAUUAGAUGAACCGAAAACAUGGUUCUAUGAUGGAGAAGUCAAGCAAGCCUUAGUACCUACCAGAGUAAAACAAAUAAAACAAAGAAUAUAUGAUGCAUCAAUGGGAAACAAUCAUACAAUUUGUCUUACAGAGAGUGGAGAGAUGAUUACUUUUGGACGGAAUCAUGAAGGUCAACUGGGUCGAGGGAACACAAGACUAACUAGGAGUAUUGGAGGAGUCAAGGGCAUGCAAAAUCGUAUUGGGGGAGUAGUUGCUUGUGGUUCCACAUUUACUCUAGUCUGUACUGUGGAUAAUGUACUGCAUUUCUGGGGGACUAGGAAUAUUAGUUCAGUAACAAGACCAUCUACACAGGAUGCAUUUCAUAACUCCUUCAGCUCUCAACAAUCAACUCCAACCCAAGAGGAGUUGAAUCAGGCAGAACUAGACACAAACAUUUUCAGAGGAGCAAAUAUGAAUGAGGCUGGAGAGGUAGAAUCCAAUAACAGAAUUCCAUCACUGUCCGCACUUCAUGAGUCAAGUAUAACUCUAAAAGAUGUGGUACUGGAGCCUCAAGAAAUUUUGGCGUUUUAUGCUUCAGAUACACAGUUGGAACGUGGGCAUACGAUAACACUUACUAGUCUACAUUGUCAGAAUCAGAAUAUAUUUCUGGUUGUAACUACAACAUGUCCUCUACCCAGGACAAUAAUGCAACAAAUUCAGGAAGUUUCUGAGGAAACUGAUGAGAAGAUUGGUAGUGAAGAAAAUGAUGAUGAUGAUGAUGCUGAGGAUUAUGUUUAUGAUGAUGACAGAGAAAAAGAGAGACAAAAUUUGGAAAAUUCGUUUGUUCCUGACUGGUUAAGAGCAGAAUUGGAGGAUGCAGAAACAAGAGAAUCAAGGAAAAAGAGAAAGCGAAGGAAAAAGAAGGCAAGGCUAGAGCAUGAAGAGGAGAACAAAGAAAAAGCACCGAAAGAAUCACCAAGGAGUUCUAAAAAUCCGGAAGAAGGCAAAAAACAAGGAAAAGAGAAAAAAGAAUCUGUUCCUCAUCCUCAUUUUAUAAUUGAUACUGAGGAUAAAUGCCUGAUACACGAGGGUAUGACUACCAGGUGAUAUUUAGGAAGAAUUAAAUUAGUUUAAACAUAAGAUUGAGAUUAGUUAUGAUAACAUUUCCUUAAAAAUAACAUAGUAACAUGAAAUAGCAGUUUAAACAGUGUAAGUCCUGUGUUUUACAAUCCUUUAAAGAAAUCCAAUAUUCUAGUUUACUGCCAAUAUACUUUAUACCUAUUCAACAUCUUGUUUAUGUUUAUACACUACUCUGUAGAUAUAAAUUAAAUUUAUUUCUAGC
Messenger RNA from Eurytemora carolleeae, 3180 nucleotides. RefSeq names its product serine/threonine-protein kinase Nek8. The record is from RefSeq and is a predicted model, not a curated record. Gene Ontology annotation, molecular function: ATP binding; protein kinase activity. The coding region runs from base 99 to 2945 and encodes 948 amino acids. Gene Ontology annotation, biological process: protein phosphorylation. The transcript has 42 exons. NCBI's taxonomy places the organism in Eukaryota, Metazoa, Arthropoda, Copepoda, Calanoida, Temoridae.